Molecule: messenger RNA, 1701 nt
Organism: Symphalangus syndactylus (siamang)
Lineage: Eukaryota; Metazoa; Chordata; Mammalia; Primates; Hylobatidae
Gene: CAPS
Product: calcyphosine
Cellular component (GO): vesicle
Molecular function (GO): calcium ion binding
Source: RefSeq, a predicted model, not a curated record
AUGUUCCCCAGGCUGGUCCAAACUCCUGGGCUCAAGUGAUCCUCCCACCUAGACCUCCCAAAGUGCUGGGAUUUCAGGCAUGAGCCGCUGUGGCCGGUCAGAACCCGGGGCCCUUUUGAACUUUGAUUCCUCAGCAAUUUUGUGAGCCCUGGCUCGGGCUGAGAAGCCCCUGUGAAGCCCAGAGAGGGAAAGGAACAUGUCCAGGGUCACACAGGAAUCAUGCCUCGAGCCUCCCCAGCCACGGACUUGUCUCCAUCCAGGGCAUUUCAGCCCCUGCAAGGGCAGUGGCCUGCCCCUCCUCCUUGGAGCCAGGAAGCGAUGCAGUGCCACAGGGAUCUGGCUCUGUCCCAGGCCCUGUGGGGCUGGCAGUUGAGUAAGCAGUCAGGCUGGGCGCACCCAUCCCUCCCCCACUCCCCACUGCCCCGCAUAGUGCAUUCAUGCAGCUGGGCCCCGCCCCAUCUCCAGAGGCACAUUCCACUAGCAACAGUCUCCCCAGGCACAACACAGCUAACACAAGGACCCGCAGGCAGGACUCUGGGACAGACGCAGGCCAGCUGCCCAGAGCCCAGACCAAGCAUGGAUGCUGUGGAUGCCACCAUGGAGAAACUCCGGGCACAGUGCCUGUCCCGCGGGGCCUCAGGCAUCCAGGGCCUGGCCAGGUUUUUCCGCCAACUAGACUGGGACGGGAGCAGAUCCCUGGACGCUGAUGAGUUCCGGCAGGGUCUGGCCAAACUCGGGCUGGUGCUGGACAAGGCGGAGGCAGAGGGUGUGUGCAGGAAGUGGGACCGCGACGGCAGCGGGAUGCUGGAUCUGGAGGAGUUCCUUCGGGCGCUGCGGCCCCCCAUGUCUCAGGCCCGGGAGGCAGUCAUCGCAGCUGCAUUUGCCAAGCUGGACCGCAGUGGGGACGGUGUCGUGACGGUGGACGACCUCCGCGGGGUGUACAGUGGCCGUGCCCACCCCAAGGUGCGCAGUGGGAAGUGGACCGAGGACGAGGUGCUGCGCCGCUUCCUGGACAACUUCGACUCCUCUGAGAAGGAUGGGCAGGUCACACUGGCGGAAUUCCAGGACUACUACAGCGGCGUGAGUGCCUCCAUGGACACGGAUGAGGAGUUUGUGGCCAUGAUGACCAGUGCCUGGCAGCUGUGAGCAGCUCCAGCUCAGCCCUGCUGCCUUGGCCUGUCACUCCCAACCCCCGCCAGAGACCUCCCUUCCCUGGGCCCCUUCUCUCCUGGGUAGCCACACCACACAGCAGGGAGGGGCAGGUGGGGGAGUGGAGGCUGCAGGACUGGCUAGACCAGGUCCCUGUUGGGCCACCAGGUGGAGGUGGGACAAAGGUCCUAACAGGAGUCACUGGCUCAGGACCCCAGGGAGAAACGCUCUCCCCACCCACGCCAUGCUGACCCGAGGCCUUGAAGCCCCUGUGGAUGCCCCCGCCGAGGUCCCCUGAUCCCCCCACCCGGACUGCUGCUUCCCGCCCCUCCCUUGCGGGUCCUCCAGGAAGCCAGGUGACCCCGGGUGGGAGGCCGUGUGUAGAGGCCACCCUGGAAGGAAGUUUAGACCUGCCCAGGUGUGGAGCGAGGGGCAAGGGGGCAUCCUAACCUCAGAAACCAAAAUAAAGCCUUUGAAAAAAAUAUCUGUAAAACAUCAAUCCCCAAUCAGAAGAUGGCAAAUGGGGAAUAAAACUAGCAGUUAACACGUCCA